Molecule: messenger RNA, 366 nt
Organism: Clunio marinus
Lineage: Eukaryota; Metazoa; Arthropoda; Insecta; Diptera; Chironomidae
Source: the annotation of a GenBank genome assembly
AUGCUUUCACCAGAAAAACCAUUUCAGCUUCCUUUUAGCUUCGUGAAAAAUGAAACAAAAAUAUUUUCAGAUCACAGAUUUUCAGAUUUCAUGACUCAUUCAAAGAUCAUCAUCAUCAAGUCGGUUUGUAGUCUUUUCUGCUCGGUUUUCUUAAGACUUUUUCUUGCUAACUCGUACGAACCUCAAAUUUCAAUGAAAUGGCGAGGGAGAAAAAUUGUUUUUUAUUUUCGCUUGGAUCGUGUUGUUAUGAGGAUCAUUUACAUGCCUCAUUGGGUGAAAUAUCUGAGAACUGAAAAUACUUUUGAGGCAAACAAAACUUCUCUUAUGUAUUUGGAUGUUACCGCACCGCACUACCUCGCAGAAUGA